Lactuca virosa is the source of this 390-nucleotide messenger RNA. The record is from the annotation of a GenBank genome assembly. Lineage: Eukaryota; Viridiplantae; Streptophyta; Magnoliopsida; Asterales; Asteraceae.
AUGAGAUGCCUGAUUUUCCAAAUCCUCCACUCCCCAAUUAUCCCUUGGUCGCUCUGUAACUUCCUCAGAAAUCCCUCCUACACUUUCACCGGCGUCGGAAUCGAUGAAGACGUGAAGAAGCUUACGGAGGAUUACUUCCUUGUAGUUGCGACGGCGGUUGAUUUAAGGUUGAUUGCUGCGAAGAAGUACCGUGUGAAGGAGCUUAAGAAUGCAGGGUUGAAACAAUUGACGAGAAAGGUUCUUCGGAAGGAGAUGAGCAAGCGGAAGGCUGUUACGAUGAGUAAUUGGGAUAAUCGGCGGCUGAAUCCGGCACAGGUGCAAUAUGCAUGCAUCGAUGCUUUCUUGAGUUUUGAGAUCGGGAGGAUCUUGAUUUUAGGGAAUCGGAACUAA